Molecule: messenger RNA, 609 nt
Organism: Setaria italica (foxtail millet)
Lineage: Eukaryota; Viridiplantae; Streptophyta; Magnoliopsida; Poales; Poaceae
Exons: 1
Coding region: 184-450 (88 amino acids)
Source: RefSeq, a predicted model, not a curated record
CGCCGCGCGCGUCCACCAGAAACGGAAGAGACAAGCAGCCCAACGGCGGCGCCGUCCUCCCCUCUCCUUCCUUCCACGCACCAGUAUAAAAGGACCCGCGCCUCUUCGCACUCCACGUCAAUCCACAAAGCCAAGAUCACAGAGUUCGGUGAUUUCGUGUGGGAGGAGGAGAAGAGCGAAGCGAUGAGCUUGAGGUACAUGAGCCGGGUGGGCGCGCGGGCGGCGCAGGCGGUGCGAGAGAGCACCGGCAGGUCCGUCAAGGACAAGGCGCAGUCGGCCUCUUCGUCGGCCUCGAUGGCGAGGAGCGGCAGGGCGGUCGGGUGGGUGGACUCGGGCAGGAUCAGCGCCGCCGCGGCGGCGAGGAGGAAGGCGGAGGAGGAGAAGCGGCGGCGCGCCGAGCAGGCGCUGCGCACCGUCAUGUUCCUCUCCGUCUGGGGUCCCAACACCUAGAAUUUGCAGACCAUCUGCGUGUAAUUGCUGCUAGCCUACUACUGUUGUGCUUGCGCAUGUUUCUGUUCGAGAUGAAGGAAUUGUAAAUGACCUGAUAUAUGGACACAAAUCGAUCUGUUGAUUCUUCGAACAAGGCUCUGGCUCUGUUGCUGAUCUCAA